CUCAGGUCUAGGACUCGGAGCACAGGUGACAGGGCGCUCACAAGCCAAUUGGGGUUGUGCCUGACUGGAGAACGACAACACGCACCACCAACGCACCACCAAUCAGCAGAUAGCCUGUUAGGUACCGAGGGCCUUGGUGAUCCAUGCAUCAUUGGCCGCCAAGCAAGUGAUCAAGCGGGCUCUAGAGAUAGCUUCUUGAAGGCUGAGCAAGGAGCACUUGGAAGUAGCGUGUUUGGAUUCCAGAGCGGUGGGGCCGCACGCUAAGAGCAGCACAGACCAGAAGCGCGCAUCUGGGACGUGGCAAUGACAAACGCCCCAGACAGAUAUGAGCGCUUUGUACUGCCGGAGGGCGUCUCAAAAGUGACGAGGAUCAAAGACACGCGUAUCACCAAUGCAGCAACUUUUGAAGUUCAGCGGGAAGACCACACACUCGGCAACUUGAUAAGAAUGCAAUUACACAGAGAUCCAGAGGUGCUGUUUGCUGGUUACAAAGCGCCUCAUCCGCUUGAGUACAAGAUCAAUUUCAAGGUGCAAGCAAGAGACACCACUAACCCUGAGACUGUCUUCCGACGAGCCAUCGAUGCGGUGGAUACGGAAAUAGCAGACCUGCGGAAAGCAUUUACUGAGGAACUCGCUCGCCCUAGAGAUCAGGGCAACUUCUACUAAGGCGCCAGCUCUGCACCAGCUAUGAGCUUCCAAUGGGCAGACACGCUUCUUCUCGUAGCUGCGGGAAUAAGCGUCUCUGCUUGACCAGAGGUUUCAACUCGAGAUCAAAACUAUCUGACAAAAUUUUAUAAUUCCUCGGUCAGAUUUUUAAGUGGGCAACGAGUCCUUGGUAGUCGCGUGUGUCCUUUUGAUGGCGCAAGGAGUCCGCUGGUUCUUGCAAGGGCCUUCAACGAUUGAGUGCGACGCUUUUCCGAUCGACCAUAUCUGCACAUCGGCCAGACAACUGUACAUCAGCCAGACGCUCAGGCUAGAAACGUUGAGAGUCUCGUAUGGUGAGGCGCAUUUGCGCUGCCCGGCCACAGCACGUAGAUGUACACCCGCAUGGUGUCAUCGUCGUCUGGCACGACGUAUUCGUCAGAUAUUUGCCCGUUCCCUGCUGUUGCCUGCCGGAGCCCUGCAAUUUACGUCCCUCUAAAGCACGGGGCGGCCGGAUCUGAUUUUGGUCUGUCGCCGCGCGACCAGUAUAUCCGCCAG
This is a messenger RNA of Klebsormidium nitens, 1200 nucleotides long. The record is from the annotation of a GenBank genome assembly. NCBI's taxonomy places the organism in Eukaryota, Viridiplantae, Streptophyta, Klebsormidiophyceae, Klebsormidiales, Klebsormidiaceae.